AUGUUCCACACAGAUUCCGUGAUGUGCGGCAUCUCGGCACUGGCAUUGAAGACAAAUGCCCCGACCUUGUUGCGCGAGGAGGCACUGACCUACAAGGACACGAAAGGAGCCACCGUCUUUGGUAGCAGCGCCCAUCGGCUGAACGGGCUUGGCUUACUGGGGUUCUUUUCCCAAGGCUCUUUGGUGUUGUCUGGGUUGAGGCUUGAGGAGCGUCAGGCUGAAGCUCGGCAAAUUGGGCUUCAGAGGUUUGGCGCCCUUCCCAUAAGUAGCGGCGAUGGACUCAGCAGUACUAGCGCUACUUGUAUAGAGGUAUGUCUUACCCCUACAACUACCAUUGGUAUUCAUCACGCCAGGACAUGUGUGUUUCUCUGUUGA
Molecule: messenger RNA, 375 nt
Organism: Symbiodinium necroappetens
Lineage: Eukaryota; Dinophyceae; Suessiales; Symbiodiniaceae
Source: the annotation of a GenBank genome assembly